Prosopis cineraria is the source of this 1593-nucleotide messenger RNA. RefSeq names its product 1-acyl-sn-glycerol-3-phosphate acyltransferase BAT2, chloroplastic-like. Gene Ontology annotation, molecular function: 1-acylglycerol-3-phosphate O-acyltransferase activity. The record is from RefSeq and is a predicted model, not a curated record. The transcript has 10 exons. Gene Ontology annotation, cellular component: membrane. Bases 1 to 1206 code for a protein of 401 amino acids. NCBI's taxonomy places the organism in Eukaryota, Viridiplantae, Streptophyta, Magnoliopsida, Fabales, Fabaceae. Gene Ontology annotation, biological process: phosphatidic acid biosynthetic process.
AUGCUAAUUUGCCGACUUUCUCACGCUGCUCCCAUUUUUUUUAAUAAAUCUAAUCACCAAUUGAAAAAUCCUGGAAAAAGAACUGAGCUGGAACAUGCCUUGAAAUUGGCGACAUCCCGAUACACAAAUCGCUCGUCUCAGUUUGCUUCACUCUCGCCCCUGUCGCCAACCUAUCGUCCCUGUCGCCGAGAAGUGAGAUACUUUCCGAAGUUGUCUACUACUCUGCAGUUUUGCACUCAUAAAGGUUUACUCAUCAGACAUGAAAGUUUGAGGAGUGCACUUAAUUCUGCUCAAAGUGGUGUACCAGGCAUUCCAAGGAAGUAUGGCAGUGUGUCAUGGCAAUGUUAUGAUCCAAAGGUAGAGGUUUGUGGACUUCAUCACAGAUGCAAAUUCCAUAGUCAGAAUAAAUUUGCUAGAGAUGUAGUUGUAAGGUCUGAACUUACCGCAGUGGGGUCUCCAGAAGAUGACUAUUCACUAUCCAAAUUAAAAGUGCAAUCAAAGAUCAGGGGAGCAUGUUUUUAUGCUGUUACUGCUUUCAGUGCCAUAUUUCUUUUUAUACUGAUGCUUGUUGGGCAUCCAUUUGUUAUCCUAUUUGAUCGUCAUCAAAGAAAAUACCAUCAUUUUAUUGCCAAAAUAUGGUCUACACUUACCGUGACCCCAUUUUAUAAAGUCAAUUUUGAGGGAUUGCAGAAUCUACCAUCUCAAGAUGCUCCUGCUGUAUAUGUGUCCAAUCACCAGAGCUUCUUAGACAUAUAUACCCUUCUUACUCUAGGGAGAAGCUUCAAAUUCAUCAGCAAGACUAGUAUAUUUCUCUAUCCCAUUAUUGGGUGGGCAAUGUUUCUUUUGGGAAUGAUUCCUUUAAAACGCAUGGACAGGCAAAGCCAACUGGACUGUCUUAAACGAUGCAUGGAUCUUAUCAAGAAAGGGGCCUCUGUUUUUUUCUUUCCUGAAGGAACACGCAGCAAAGAUGGAAAACUUGGCCCCUUCAAGAAGGGUGCCUUCAGUGUUGCUGCAAAAACCAAUGUGCCAGUUGUACCAAUUACCGUUAUUGGAACUGGCCAGAUCAUGCCUGCAGGAAGCGAAGAUAUAGUCAACUCAGGUUCUGUGAAAGUUGUCAUACACAGACCUAUUCAUGGAAGCGAUCCUAUGAUGCUAUGUGAAGAAGCUAGGAACACUAUCGCAAGUGCCCUCGAUUUUCACGACUGAGAAAUACAUAACGACUUAUCUCUACUCUAAGGUUGUUGUGCUGUUUUCCUGGAGCAUGCUGCCACUGUCAGUCGGAUUUGUUGAACGUGAGCCUUAUACGUUGAAGUUAUGAGGAAGGUCAUUGCUUACUAAGAUGCCCCAGUUUGAGUUAUGCAGUACCAGAGGGUGUCUAUCUGAGCUUGCACCUGUUCUAGCACUCAGGUCAUUUGAGAUAUUUCAGAUUAAUUCUUCCUUGUUAGAUUAUAAUCAAUGUUUUUUUUUUUUUUAUUUAAUGCAGAGGCUGAAACAAACUGGUUUCAGUAGAACACUAGAGCUAUUGUACAAAUCUUUUUGUUCUAACACUUAACCCUUCCAUGCAUCUCCUGUGUAAAUCAUUCAUUAUCCUCA